AUGCACAUCUAUCGGCGUCAGGCUCGCGAGCUGGCAUGGUACGACGAGGAUGGCGAGCAGCCGUCGCAUAACCCGUUCAAAAAGAUCCGUGCUCGCCGCCGUCGUCGCAACCGUCCGCAACGCUCGGAUUCCAUCCCGCUCCAGGAACAGACUCGUGAACUGGAUCUGGGCGAUUCUAGCGCAUUCCCGCCGCCGUCUGCUGGCAGUGGGAUCCCUCCUUCGGAAUCGAUGCGCAGCCAGGCACCUAUCAACAAUACCUCGCGUUCUCUGAACGGCGAAUCUGACUCUCAGCCGCGUAAGCGCGGAGGAUUCCUGGGCAAAUUUGGGCACCAUGAUAAGACGGAUGAUGCCUCCUCUGAGGUGGAUAAGCCUGAGCCUCAGAAGUUUACUAUUGGCAGUCAGCUGAAGGCGACUAUCUUUAACUCCUGGAUCAAUGUUCUGUUCAUCGCGGCGCCUGUUGGGAUUGCACUGCAUUUCGUCGAUGUCAACCCCAUCGCUGUCUUCGUGGUAAACUUUGUUGCAAUCAUCCCCCUCGCAGCCAUGCUCAGUUAUGCGACAGAAGAGAUUGCUAUGCGAACCGGUGAAACGAUCGGUGGUCUCCUGAACGCCUCAUUUGGCAACGCCGUCGAACUGAUCGUCGCCAUCAUCGCCCUGGUCCACAAGCAAGUCCUCAUCGUCCAGACCUCUCUCAUCGGCAGCAUGCUUUCCAACCUGCUGCUGGUCAUGGGCAUGUGUUUCUUCUUUGGUGGUGUCAACCGCCUGGAACAGCACUUCAACCCCAUCGUCGCGCAGACGGCCGCCAGUCUGCUGUCUCUGGCGGUAGGCAGUCUGAUUAUCCCGACUGCCUUCCACUGGUCCGCCAACUCCGCCAAGAACGAAGUCACUCCUCUCUCGCGAGGCACCGCCAUCCUCCUCCUAGUCGUCUACGGCUGCUACCUCUUCUUCCAGCUCAAGUCCCACACAGAGAUCUACAACAGCCCCAGUCCCAAGGUUGAGAAGCGCGGGAAACGCGUCAGCGAGGGCGACGCCAGUCGCGGCAUUGCACAGAUGGGCAAGAUGGGCGCCACCAUGGGCGGCCAGGAAGCGCAGAACAUGACACUGCAGGAUCCCGACGCGGAGAAGGAGGAGCCGCAGCUUAGUGUGUUGACGGCCAUUCUAACGCUGUGCAUUUCCACUGCCUUUGUGGGCGUGUGCGCGGAGUUCAUGGUCGGUUCGAUUGACGCUUUGACUAAAACAACUAUCAUUAAAGAAACCUUCGUCGGAUUGAUUCUGUUGCCUAUUGUCGGCAAUGCCGCUGAGCAUGCCACCGCCGUGACGGUUGCUUGCAAGGACAAGAUGGAUCUCGCGAUCGGCGUGGCAGUUGGAUCGAGCAUGCAGAUUGCGCUGCUGGUUCUGCCUUUGAUUGUUGUUCUCGGCUGGAUUCUUGGUAUUGAUGCAAUGACUCUCCAAUUCGAUGCGUUCCAGGUGAUCCUGCUGUUCGUGUCUGUUCUUCUAGUCAACUACCUCAUUUCUGAUGGCAAGUCGCAUUGGCUGGAGGGUGUCCUGUUGAUGACCAUGUAUCUGAUCAUCGCUGUUGCUGCCUGGUUCUACGAGUAA
Messenger RNA from Penicillium lagena, 1596 nucleotides. Its product is annotated as hydrogen/calcium exchanger domain-containing protein. Gene Ontology annotation, molecular function: calcium:proton antiporter activity. Gene Ontology annotation, cellular component: fungal-type vacuole membrane. The record is from RefSeq and is a predicted model, not a curated record. The transcript has 11 exons. NCBI's taxonomy places the organism in Eukaryota, Fungi, Ascomycota, Eurotiomycetes, Eurotiales, Aspergillaceae. Bases 1 to 1596 code for a protein of 531 amino acids. Gene Ontology annotation, biological process: intracellular calcium ion homeostasis; calcium ion transmembrane transport.